This is a messenger RNA of Andrographis paniculata, 1993 nucleotides long. Its product is annotated as ceramide synthase 1 LOH3-like. The transcript has 9 exons. Gene Ontology annotation, cellular component: membrane; endoplasmic reticulum. The coding region runs from base 475 to 1395 and encodes 306 amino acids. Gene Ontology annotation, biological process: ceramide biosynthetic process. The record is from RefSeq and is a predicted model, not a curated record. Gene Ontology annotation, molecular function: sphingosine N-acyltransferase activity. Lineage: Eukaryota; Viridiplantae; Streptophyta; Magnoliopsida; Lamiales; Acanthaceae.
UUAGCUGUCUCAGCACAACAAUAAAUUCUCUGCCCUGCCCUUUCCAUGACCUUACCAGGGAGCCACUUUACAGGGUGCAUCACUGCAACUGGGGCAUAACGCAGGCCAAAAAUUUUUGCUGAGCUUAUCUGAGGAUAGCCAUCUGCAUACUCCAAAAUCCAGAGGACGAACUCCAAAAGUCAAAAGACACAUGAGUUCCAGCUCAACAAAUGCAAUGGCAUUUUGGUAAUAUACUGCAUUAGACAUGGCCGAUUAAUAAGCCAUUGAAAAAAAGCUAGCAGCAGCAGGCCAACGCCUCCGUUUCAUCAUCCUUUGCAUCUCUGGGGAGAAAUUAAUGGCGAAAGGGCGUGAGUUCUUCUUCCUCUAACAAACUAAACGGAACUCAACAAAUUUCUCUAUCACAUCGCCGAUUCAUCGCGCGUAUAUACAUUCAAUCGGGAUUAGAAUCAAUUUUGUUACUAAACAUUAUUGGCGAUGGGUAUUCUGGAAUUGGUGGAUUCUAUCGACUGGGAGCAGGAAUCCUACCCUCGUUAUGAAGAUUUUGUUUUGCUCCCCGUUUUCGCUCUGUUCUUCCCGACGGUUCGAUUCGUGCUCGAUAGAUUGGUGUUUCAGAAAGUUGGAAGUCGAUUAAUAUUUGGAAAGGCAAUACAAGCAAAGGGAAAUGAGACCGAAGAGCAAAAUAAGAAGUUGCGGAAGUUCAAGGAGUCAGCAUGGAAAUUUGUAUUUUAUCUCUCUUCCGAGCUUUUGGCACUUGCCGUAACAUACAAUGAGCCUUGGUUUAAAAAGACGAGAUAUUUUUGGGUAGGGCCUGGAGACCAAAUAUGGCCAGAUCAAACAUACAAGUUGAAACUGAGAGGCCUGUAUAUGUUUGCUGGAGGAUUUUAUACAUACUCCAUAUUUGCUCUCGUAUUUUGGGAGACAAGGCGCUCUGACUUUGGGGUUUCAAUGGGUCAUCAUGUUGCAACGUUGAUUCUCAUUAUGUUAUCCUAUUUAUGCAGAUUUGCCCGUGUUGGUUCAGUUGUUCUUGCCCUUCAUGAUGCUAGUGAUGUAUUCCUUGAAGUGGGGAAGAUGUCCAAAUAUGCCGGCUCGGAAGGAAUGGCUAGUUUCUCAUUUCUUCUUUUCGUGUUGUCCUGGAUUAUACUUCGUCUCAUAUACUAUCCAUUUUGGAUUCUUUGGAGCACAAGCUAUGAAGUGCUUCAGACUCUGGACAAGGAGAAGCACAAAGACGUUGGGCCAAUCUAUUACUACGUUUUCAAUUUCCUUCUUUUCUCGUUGCUGGUUCUUCAUAUUUACUGGUGGGUGUUGAUGUACCGGAUGCUCGUCAAGCAAAUCCAAUCAAGAGGCCGCAUCAGUGAAGACGUUAGAUCUGAUUCUGAAGAUGAACAUGAAGAUUGAUACCCGAAAGAAAAGAGCUUGAACACAUACCCCAGCAUCGCGAAUUAGCAAGGUAAAGUGUCGGCAAAAGCAUCUGCAUAAUUAUAACGACACAUACAUAACUAUACUAGCAAAGAUACUAAGCCUAAAAUCGUGUCGGCGCUGGAUGCGCAAAGCUUGAAGAACAUUGAUAAUUGCUGAAACUAGUUGGCAUUUUUGGUUCUGAAGAUUUCGAUCUGAAAGUGGUACAUACUUAUAAGAACUAACAGUUUUAAGUUAAUUUAAGUAGAGCAAGUAGUUUAUACAUCUUGUGUUCAAGUCAAGAAACUUGUAUAAACUGCAAAUUUACUUGAAAGAGCCAUUACUGAUAGAACAUCUGGAGAAAAUGGAAAUAAGAAUGAUUGAUUCUUGAUUGGUGAUUUCUUUUCUUUUUUGCUGAGAAUCUCUUUUAUUGCCUUUUUUUGUCACUACAAACUGUACCAGGAUUUGAUCAAUUGUUUGCAUAUUUGCUGGUCCUAAAUGAACAAUCCUGGUUGCCCUGUCUUUCCUGUUCUGUGUAAUGAUAAUGCUGAAUGAAUGAUGUCCUUUCUUUAGCCCUAUUUAUUUUAUGAAAAUUAUC